Coccomyxa subellipsoidea C-169 is the source of this 918-nucleotide messenger RNA. Its product is annotated as Mov34-domain-containing protein. Gene Ontology annotation, biological process: proteasome-mediated ubiquitin-dependent protein catabolic process; protein deubiquitination. The coding region runs from base 1 to 918 and encodes 305 amino acids. Gene Ontology annotation, molecular function: proteasome binding; metallopeptidase activity; protein binding. The transcript is spliced from 8 exons. NCBI's taxonomy places the organism in Eukaryota, Viridiplantae, Chlorophyta, Trebouxiophyceae, Coccomyxaceae. The record is from RefSeq and is a predicted model, not a curated record. Gene Ontology annotation, cellular component: proteasome regulatory particle, lid subcomplex.
AUGCUACAGAAUCCUGGUGGACAGGGAGGCAAUAUGUCUGGCAACUCAGACGCACCACAAGUGGACACGUCCGAGCAGAUAUACAUUUCUUCUUUAGCGCUGCUGAAGAUGCUCAAGCACGGUGCGGCAGGAGUGCCCAUGGAGGUCAUGGGUCUGAUGCUGGGGGAGUUUGUGGACGACUACACGGUGAAGGUGGUGGAUGUCUUUGCCAUGCCCCAGUCUGGCACAGGCGUCAGUGUUGAGGCGGUCGACCCUGUCUUCCAGACAAAGAUGCUGGAUAUGUUGAAGCAGUGUGGAAGGCCAGAGAUGGUGGUAGGAUGGUACCACAGUCACCCUGGCUUUGGCUGCUGGCUUUCAGGAGUGGACAUCAACACCCAGCAGAGUUUUGAGGCGCUGAAUCAGAGGGCAGUAGCGGUGGUGGUGGACCCCAUCCAGUCUGUGAAGGGCAAGGUGGUCAUUGAUGCUUUCAGGUUGAUAAACCCGCAGACGAUGAUGCUUGGGCAGGAGCCGCGGCAGACCACCUCCAACCUGGGCUACCUCAACAAGCCCAGCAUCCAGGCGCUAAUCCACGGCCUGAACAGGCACUACUACAGCAUUGCUAUCAGCUACCGCAAGAAUGAGCUGGAGGAGCGCAUGCUCAUGAACCUGCAGAAGAAGGCCUGGACGCACGGCCUCACCCUCAAGGACUUUGAGACGGUGACGAAGGACAACGCGCGCGCUGUGAGCGAGAUGAAGACGCUGGCAGACAGCUUUGAGCGCGAGGUGGCGGAGGAGGGUGAGCUGGAGCCGAGCGCGCGCAGCGUGGCACGCGUGGGCAAGAUGGACGCAAAGAAGCACCUGGACGCGCGCCUGAACGAGCUCAUGUCCGCCAACAUCAUGCAGUGCAUGGCCACCAUGCUCGACACCCUUGUCUUCUAA